AUGGCCUCUUCGUCCUCACCCUCCAACCCCGCGUCGCCACAGCCGCCGCCUCUGCUGCUGCCCCCGCCGGAGCCUGCAUCUGCGCCCGCGCCUCCACCGCCGCUGCCGGAUGCCAGGCCCAGGCCCAGGCCCAGGCCGAGCCCCACCGUCGCCGAUGGCGUCCGCGGCCUGCUCAGGUCCGGCAAGGCGCUCAUCCGCGCCGUCUUCUUCGGGGGUAACUCCGGCCAGCCGCGACUUCCCGUGAAGCAUCAGCAGCAUCACCUUCACCUUCACCACCAGCAGCAGCAGCACCCGCAUAACCGCCCUGGUGAUAUCAUGAAGCGCAUACAAAGAGAAACAUUUUCCGAUGUCAUGAAAUUCAAGGAGAAACAUGAUCAGAUCGAACACAUCCUUUCGUUGUAUAAAACUGGCAAAGGGUUUGAGUUCCUAGAUCUCCCUAUCCAGGUGAAAAUAGCACUUGAUGCGGUUGGGGCACUGUUUCUUGUCGACCGUACUGAAUUCGAACAAGCAAAAGCAACCCUUGACAAGGUGGGGAGAAGAACGGGCCUCAGUUCAAGGUUCGUUUUUGAGUCAAAGACCAGGGGCAAAGACACAAUUGCUGCAGAGCUCUCAACUCAGCUUGGAGCAGGUGGCCAUUUGGGGAGACCUGUAGAGCUGACUAGGCUGCAGUACAGUGCUCGGAUCAACAAAUGGCUGUCGAUGACCUUAGUCCCGUUUGGAGCCCGGUGCAACAACUUCUUGCAUAGUUCAAGCAUGAUUCAGAAUCUACGGAUUCAAGCCUCUUUCGACGGUCCACCUUCAUUUUUCGACCAUCACAACUGCGGUGCUGGUUUGAGAAUCGAAGGGUCCAAAUUCACCGCCUCCUUUGCUGAGCUAAUCUUCGGUUCAGGAGGACUAGACAGUGGGGGCGGAGGAACUAACCGCAUGACAACAUUCGGGCAAGUGUCCUGCAAACCAACCAAUGAUGUCAAGCUCAGUUUGUCGGGAAUUUGGCAGGUCCACUCAUUGUCGCCCCGGUUCAACAAUCUCGGAAUCCUUGCUAUUCCACUAGGCAGCCUAAAACCAGAAAACCCCACCGUAAGCUGUGCAGAACAUACAGAAUUGAGUGUGAAGUUCAACAAUCAGACUGAUGUCAGUGCCACUUCACACACCGUAGUGGCAGUGCACGGUGCCUCUCCCUCUGUGCAGCUACCGCAGUCGAUGGCGCUGAUGGUGGACUGCGAGCUUUAUGAAACUCUCAGGACAGAGGGGUGGUUUCAGAUGGAGAGGUCCAACCAUGGACCAGUGCGCUGGGGCUUUACCUUGUCCGACAUCCCAGAUAAUGAACUCGGGUGGGGCGUGAAGGUGAGCGGCGGCACGGCUGAAGAGAAGAGGAGGAAUCAGCUGCAGCGCCUAGUACUGGAAGGAUUCCUCAACUUCAACGUUGGUAAGGGCGCGAGGCUGCAACCAGGACUUGUGUAUGCCAAAAUGGAGGGUAAGAUGACGCCAGCGCUGUUUCUGCGCUCGUCGUGGGCCAUGUGA
Molecule: messenger RNA, 1521 nt
Organism: Miscanthus lutarioriparius
Lineage: Eukaryota; Viridiplantae; Streptophyta; Magnoliopsida; Poales; Poaceae
Source: the annotation of a GenBank genome assembly